Messenger RNA from Scatophagus argus, 5108 nucleotides. Its product is annotated as sodium-coupled neutral amino acid transporter 3-like. The transcript has 17 exons. The coding region runs from base 381 to 1958 and encodes 525 amino acids. Gene Ontology annotation, molecular function: L-asparagine transmembrane transporter activity; L-glutamine transmembrane transporter activity; L-histidine transmembrane transporter activity. The record is from RefSeq and is a predicted model, not a curated record. Gene Ontology annotation, biological process: amino acid transmembrane transport; L-glutamine transport; histidine transport. Lineage: Eukaryota; Metazoa; Chordata; Actinopteri; Scatophagidae.
CUGGCUUCGCAGCAUACACAGCAUUAAUUUGAUUGGAGUCGCCGUGCGUGCGGUAGGCGGAACCCGAACACUCUUCGCAUCCCACUUUUGAGAAGAUUAGUUGGACAAUUUACUGAGAAACACAUGACAUUACGGCUGUUUGGUGGGACGGACGGAGAGGGACAGAGGCAGGACGACACGACACGGGGUCGAGACAGAGCCGAGCAGCGAGCGGAGGAGGCGUCAGAUACGUGUGGAGAUAUUUGGAGUUGGGAGGAGAGCACUGGUACUUCUCUGAUCCCGGGAGGGAAAUAAAAACGUCACUCAGUACAAACAUUGACACGGCCACACACAUUUGAACAGACCGAUUGUUACAUACACACCAAGGCACCUGAGCAGAUAUGAGUGAGGAUAAACCCGCUGACACUGUGGAAACUGGCCCUGCUGAGGGGAACGCCAUUCCUAAUGGAAAAGGCCAUGAGGCUGGAGAGGACAUCACAGCGUUGGCCAAAACUUCGAUUGCAGGGGACAGUGAAAAGGAGACUGUACCCAAUAGUGCCCAGAAUGAUAGUCCCCACAGAACUGAGAAUACAGGGGCCAACCUCCCAGAGAGCCAGGAGUUCUUGUCAGGCGUGGAUGACAAGAAGACUACACGCUUCACAGAUUUUGAGGGGAAAACCUCGUUUGGGAUGUCUGUCUUCAACCUGGGCAAUGCUAUCAUGGGAAGUGGAAUCCUAGGACUGGCGUACGCCAUGGCCAACACAGGAGUCGUCCUGUUUUUAGUGCUUCUGACAGUGGUGGCGGUCCUCUCGUCCUAUUCUAUCCAUUUACUGCUCAAGUCAUCCGGUAUUGUAGGGAUUCGUGCAUAUGAGCAACUGGGCUACAGGGCCUUCGGGACCCCGGGGAAGAUGGCGGCAGGUAUUGCCAUCACGCUGCAGAACAUUGGAGCCAUGUCCAGUUAUCUGUACAUAGUCAAGUAUGAGUUUCCUUUGGUCAUCCAGGCCUUUCUGAAGGUGGAUAAGCCUGCAGGUGAAUGGUACCUGAAUGGGAACUACCUUGUGGUCAUUGUAUCCGUUGCAGUAAUAUUACCGCUGGCUCUCAUGAAACAGCUAGGAUACCUGGGAUACACCAGCGGCUUCUCCCUGAGUUGCAUGGUUUUCUUCCUCAUUUCGGUCAUCUAUAAGAAGUUCAAUGUCCCCUGUCCUUUUGUGGACUUUGCAUUCAAUGGCACUGCCAGUGUGCUGAAUGUCAGUGCCACCGAUCCUGGUGGGGAGGAUGAUCCUGCCUGUAUUCCCAAAAUGGCCAACCUCAACAUCCAAACGGCCUACACCAUCCCCAUCCUGGCGUUCGCCUUUGUGUGCCACCCCGAGGUGCUGCCCAUCUACACAGAGCUGCGCAAUCCCACCAAGAAAAAGAUGCAGCAUGUGGCCAACAUCUCCAUUGCAGUCAUGUACAUCAUGUACUUCCUGGCUGCCCUUUUUGGAUACCUAACUUUCUAUGGUGAAGUGGAAGCGGAGCUGCUUCACACCUACAGCCGCAUUGACCCAUAUGACACUUUGAUUUUGUGUGUUCGCGUGGCUGUGCUCACCGCUGUCACACUCACUGUGCCCAUUGUGCUCUUUCCUGUACGGAGAGCGAUCCAGCAGAUAAUGUUUCCUAACAAGACCUUCUACUGGCCCCGUCACAUCGCCAUUGCCUUCGUUUUGCUCACUUUCAUCAACCUGUUGGUCAUUUUUGCCCCCAACAUCCUGGGCAUCUUUGGGAUCAUUGGUGCCACAUCUGCCCCUUGUCUCAUCUUCAUCUUCCCUGCUGUCUUCUACAUUCGUAUUGUACCCAAAGAAGAGGAGCCACUGCUCUCAGUCCCCAAAAUCCUGGCUGCCUGUUUUGCUGGGAUAGGUUUCCUGUUUAUGAUAAUGAGUCUCAGCUUCAUCAUUAUUGACUGGACAUCAGGCACCAGCAAGGCCAGCAGUGGCCACUAGGCACCACCUUCCUUUUUUCUUUCAGGUUUUGCAUUCUUGUUUUAGAUCUAUGUUGUUGUGUUACUGUUUUUUACUUUGAAUAAUGUUUGACGUUGAAGAUGCCCUAUUUCCUGCCUACCAUCAGAGAAUAUUGGCCACAGAGGAGGAGCAGUCUAGAGCUGAUAAUGUCUCUCCGUUUCUCUGCGAAAAGCUCUCACUGUAAUGACGUUACAUUGUACUGUGCAUCCUGCCAAACAGUGACCGCAGAUCCAGGCCAGUAGACUUUCGUGGAAAGUUGAUUAUGGAUUUACAAAAUAGGUCAGAUGCAUAAAGAUUGAUGUUGACAUGUGAGGGCAGUGCCUUGUGAGAUUAGAAAAAAAGCAGAAAAGUAGCAAUAUAGGAAGUUGCUGUCAUUAUAUGCCUGUCUCUGCGUUGGUUGUGAGCUUCUGUCAACUCCCUGUUAGCCAUGUCUUGUCCUAAGGUGUUAUGCAAACUGCUAUUUAGAUUAUAAUACACAAUGAGUGGCACCUCCCUUUUAACAGUUCAGUGACACAAAUCUAUUGAAUGAGAAACCAUUAUUGUAUGAUUUUUAUGUGAGUUAUUAUUAUUAUUCUAAGUUAUUUGAAUAAUUGAUUUGCCAUUCUGUGCAAGUGCAGAUAGUACAAGCUACUGCACAGAAAGAAACCUAAGUAAAAGGAAUAGUUCAACAUUUUCAGUAAAAACAUGCUUGCUCACUGUGUUGCAGGUAGUUAGGUGAGUAGAUCGAUACCCCAACCAGCAACUUGUUAGCUUAGCUUAGCACAGAGAGUGGAAAAUGUUGAACUGUUUCUUGAAGGCGUGCACCCUUUAGCUUCCCUCUCCACUAACUUGUGCUGCUGGUGUGUAUUUUAAGGUUUGAAGGUGUUAACGUUCUCACCUCUUAUAGAGCAAAUUGCAAAAACCACAGACGGUAUGUGGUAUAGUGUCGUGAGCACUUUUAUGAUAACAUUCCUAGAGCUAGAUGUAUAUUUUUACUAUUAAUCACUACUUGAUGAAAACCUCAGAGGAUGCAGUAUGGACUGAUGACAUGAUCCUCAGCAUUUACUGAGGCGAUUAAUAUCAGAAAUGCAGGUUUCAAGUGAGCAGCAUUUUUAAAAGGUCCUUGGCUGUCGAUGUCACUACACAACUGAGUUUUUGUUUUUCAAUGUCACUGUAAAUGACAGCCAUAAAGGGUACUGAAGACCUCCUCAGGUGGACUGCACAGGUCAAAGUGAUAAAUGAAAAGAAAAGAAGCAAGUUACUGCAUUCAGCAUUCUUCAUCUUCAAGCAGGGACCUUGAUCAUUUGAUGUGUCGGUUUUGAACCUUUACCUGAAAUAUAAAAAAAACAACGACAACAGGGUCAUUUCAUGAACAGUUUGGUGUCUGUAAAUAUUUCUGUGUCCAGCACGAGCUUGAUUCCUGACAGAAAUGACAGACAUUGUUUUACUGUCUCUUUAACAAUCUUGAAAAGUCGGUGGUUAGCAAUAGCACUUUCUUUUCAUAAGCACAACUUCCUGUAGCCAUUAAUAAGCUGACACACAAGCAAAUGAUUUUUUGAAAAAUUCACAUAUUUAAUGGAUUUAAGGGCGUGUCCCUUUGUAUGACUAAAUCAUUGAUAAAUGAAUCAAUCAAAUGUAGAUUAUGAUAAUAUUAACAAUGUAUCGAUGGUCUAAUAUGGAUGUCUUUUUCAACAUUACUUGAAAUAACUUUGAAGUUUUCCUGUGAAGCCCCUGCGAUCAUUUGCUUCCUCCUCAGUCAGUUUUUGUAGAUAAAUCUACUAGAUACUUGGAUGUAAUGUUGGAGGUUUAUAAGUGUCCGUGUCAUUUAAAAAAGAAAACAUGGCUCCAUCAUAUUUCAGCUAUAGUACCUAUAUGCAUUUGUGUUGUUAAAACUGGACCUAUACUAUGAUCCUGAGUAUAAUUCAAGGGUUCGUCUCCUUCAUUGAUAGCUUAACUGUUGUUUUAAACUUCACCUUUGUGUAAGUCGGAUCUGAUUCAGUGAUGAAAUGCAAGAUGCAAAAACUGUUAAUGAUGAUGUUUUGAUGAUAUUAUGUUUUUUUCCCCCUUGUAUUUGUCUUUUAUAGUCUGUGGUAUAUCAUCAGUGGUAUCGUUUGGGUUCUUUCUGACAUCCUUGCUGCUUCUUGGCACACAGUAACCUACUAACUUGGAGUUGUUAGUGAGCUGGUGUACUCGUCUACAUUUCAUUGUUUUUAAAAGAUAUAUAUUCUGUCACACCAGACUACAGUGAAUGCUCUGUGGGUAAAUUAAUAUUGUCCUGUCAAUUUGUUACACAACAAACCUCUUUUAAUCCCUUUUUUUCAUUAUAUCUAGAUAUUUGGUUGUCUUUAUGUGUCUGUACGCAAAGGGAUUUAUCUGAAUCAGCCACUGGGGCGUAACUCAGUGUUUGUUACUGUUAAAUCAAUGCAAGGGUAAUAAUUAUCCCCAACUUCAUGGUCAUAGUUUGACUAUAGUUUUUGGUUGUAUGUAUGAUAAAUCCAUUUGGUAAAUCCAGUGUCACAAACAGUUUUCCAGUGGUAAACACACGCAAAACACUUGACGCCUCACAAACAAGCAAGAAAUAAACAAGAGGGAACCACGCGUGGCUGAUGGAAGAUGAUCUCUGAGGACCUCCAUUUAGAUCUCAUGGUUGUUAGUCUCACUCUUUGUGUGAUUUAUUGAAAUGUGUAUGAUUGAAUAGUAACAUAUUGAAUAUUGACAUCAGCCAGCAUUUAUAAAUAAUGUAUAUAAAUGUAUACCCUUUAUAUUCUAUAUGCAUAUCUAGUUUGUACAAUGUAAAUAGCAAUUAAAGCUGUAGUCAAAUUAAAAAUAUGUAUGUAAUCAUUUUGAAAGUGCUUUUAAACCUCUUUGUCCUUCAAUUCAUGUCGAUUUUCUUGUAUCUCUAUAUAUUUUAAUAUGUUGCUGGCAGUUAUUGUACUGUAAACAAUGUUGCAAUAAAGAUAAUGAGUUAACAAAACUUUGAUUUUUCAUCGCAGGUCAGAUUACGGCAAUGUUCUACUGUCCUCUGUCUGGACCGACUUUUAUGACUUUGUAUUUUCUACAAAUCUGGAGUUUCUCAGUCCCUCGCCUACAUUAUCAUUCCUGUGAAACCCUUGAUGAUUUUAGCAUUUAAUUUCAUUAAAAUGGUCAAAUCCU